This is a messenger RNA of Necator americanus (New World hookworm), 903 nucleotides long. RefSeq lists its product as uncharacterized. The transcript has 2 exons. Lineage: Eukaryota; Metazoa; Nematoda; Chromadorea; Rhabditida; Ancylostomatidae. Bases 1 to 903 code for a protein of 300 amino acids. The record is from RefSeq and is a predicted model, not a curated record.
AUGUUUACGCUCCGUGGUUGCAAGGCACGCUUGGCCAACGCGAUCAACAAUUUGACGCGGCUGGUCAACUCGGCGAACUCCAAUUACCCAACCGUCUUCCAUUCGGACGCCCACCCGGCAGUACAGCUCCGCACCCUCCAGCGUCGAAUCGAGGACAUGGGAAACGCCAAGAUCUCCAUUGAAAUAGCAUUGGAGACAUUCCAACAGCGCCACGAACACGCCAUAAGCUUUAUCGAAAACCAACCAAACGCCAUAGAGCUUAUGGAUGCCUUUGACAUCUACUGGCGUGAUCACAAAGGUGACGAAAUGGAACCAACCGCAACCGCUACCAUCUUUGCCCUCGACGAUCUUAUCCGCAAGGAAACCGAACUUGCGGAUAUGCUUCGCACCACCAUAAGCGCAUCCACCACACCACAAUAUAACCCUACUAACACCACUAAUGAGCCGAUGGAUGUUACAUCCAUCACAAACCCUACCCUGACACCACCGCAUAUGUCCGGAGGCUCAUCACCACUAUACCCUGCUGCGGAUACCAUGAAUGUACAACUCCGCAAGGUAGAGCUGCCUACCUUUGAUAGGGAUUUCUCCACCUAUUAUGAUUUCUGGGCCAAAUUCAAGACCGCGGUCCACGACAAUCCAUCCCUAUCCACCGCUGCCAAAUUUAUCCAUCUUAGUAGCAGCCUUAAAGAAAUUAGAGAACUUGCCAGCGUCGUCUGCCGCCGCUUCAUCGCAGAGGGACACGUUAUGCCAGAUCCAAGCAUGUAUCCUGCAGCUCAACCGUUUCGAGGACACGUCAACAUCGCUAUCGCUCAAGAAGCUCAUACGCAGCAAAUUCCCACGAGAGACUCAGCUGGAAGUGAACAGGAUGGAACACCGGUCAGGUACGAUUUGGAAGAUGCAUGA